AAAGCAGCACUGAUGAAGCAGAACACGAAACAUGUGAAGAUAUUGGUGUUUUAGACGAAGCAUGUCAUUUCGAUGAUGAAUUAAUGGGGGAUAGUUCGGAUGAUGAUUUAAGACGGGAAACAAAAGAUCCAGACUGGAACGCGAACAUGGAGGACGAAGAAGCUAACGCAUCAGAUGAUGACGAGCUUGGCGAAACGGAAGAUAAAAAUACAUCGCCCGAUGUGAGAUCGGCUGAUAGUGAACCAAAAUUUAUUGUGUUCUACAGUAUGUUGGUUUCACUGUUCUCAUUGUUCUGUUUUGAAUGCAAGGCACAAUCACCAAGUGUUAAUGUCAAUGUCAAAAUGCAUGGAUCAAUGGCAAUAGUGGAACAAAGAUGCAAAUCAUGCAAAGGUUAUACGUGGAGGAGUCAACCGUUGGUCCUGGGAAAGUAUCCUGCUGGUAAUAUUUUAAUGAGUUUUGCGAUCCUGAUGUCUGGAUCCUCAAUUAGUAAGGUUCUGCUGUUAUUUAGGCAUAUGGGCCUUAAAAUGUACUGUGCUAGGACUUUUUUCUACCAUCAGAAGAAAUUUUUGUUUCCAUUAAUACUGCAAUACUGGGAGAAAUCCCGGGCUGUAUUAAUCGGUCAACUGAAGGGUAUAAAAGAUAGCGUUUGGGCUGGAGAUGGUAGAUUCGAUAGCAUGGGACACAGCGCAAAGUAUUGGUGUUAUACAAUGUUGAAUUGUAACCUGACAAAACUUGUACACUUCGAACUACUUCAGGCCAAUGAAGUUGGGAGUAGUAAUAAAAUGGAGUUGGAAGGUGCCAAGCGUUCAUUUGACGCGAUAAUAGUCAUGGAGGAGCUUCCAAUUAAGACAUUCGUGUCUGAUCGUCACCGCGGUAUUGGAAAAUGGAUUCGAUCCACACAAAAGGAUACCACACACUACUAUGAUAUUUGGCACCAGGCGAAGUCAACUGUGAAGAAAGUACUAAAGGCAAGCAAAGAGAAAGGCUGCGAGAUACUAAAAGAAUGGGCGAAAUCCAUCAGAAACCACAUAUAUUGGUGUGCUGUAUCAACCAAGCCUGGUUUUGCUUCCCUUAUAGAAGCAAAGUGGUUGUCUUUCAUGAGGCAUGUCAACAAUGAGCAUGAAGGACAUCCAAAUGCAUUGUAUGACAAAUGUAAUCAUGGUGAAAUUACCGAAACUAAGAAGUGGAUUAAAAUUGGAUCGAAACCAUACCAGAAGCUCAAAAAUAUUCUGACAAAGAAAACCUUAGUCAAAGAUAUCAAAAAGCUUUCACCUGUUGUCCAAACUAGCUCUUUAGAGGGUUUUCAUUCUGUGUUAAACCAUUGGCAUCCUAAAAUGAUUCACUUUUCUUGGUUAGGGACAUACUGCAGGUUAUAUAGAUGAAAUGUGUCAUGAACUUCUGUACAAAUGCAACA
This is a messenger RNA of Dendronephthya gigantea, 1414 nucleotides long. RefSeq lists its product as uncharacterized. The transcript is spliced from 5 exons. Lineage: Eukaryota; Metazoa; Cnidaria; Anthozoa; Malacalcyonacea; Nephtheidae. The record is from RefSeq and is a predicted model, not a curated record. Bases 84 to 1382 code for a protein of 432 amino acids.